Molecule: messenger RNA, 1632 nt
Organism: Saccharomyces kudriavzevii IFO 1802
Lineage: Eukaryota; Fungi; Ascomycota; Saccharomycetes; Saccharomycetales; Saccharomycetaceae
Gene: RIM8
Product: Rim8p
Exons: 1
Coding region: 1-1632 (543 amino acids)
Biological process (GO): ubiquitin-dependent endocytosis
Cellular component (GO): plasma membrane; cytosol; cytoplasm
Molecular function (GO): ubiquitin protein ligase binding; protein-macromolecule adaptor activity
Source: RefSeq, a predicted model, not a curated record
AUGUCCCUACUGAGGCUGUGGAACAAAGAACCGAAAGCAUCUUCCAAGAAAAAGAGCCACGGUAGUAUUGUUGGCAGCUACGGCAACAGCAUGCUGGCCCAUAACAACGUCAAGCAAUUCCGCAUGGACAUAAACGAGCUGCAUAGAGUCUGGAAACCCAACGAAAACAUAAUCGGGGAAGCAGUCAUCGAUAUCAAAAGAGACAUAACCAACGUAGCCAUCAAGUUAUCGCUAGUGUGCGAAGUACGCGUGAAAACAGGAAACAGCCCCACUUCCAAGAAUAAAAGAAUCGAGAAGGUCUUGGAGAAGUCAACGUUUCUUUAUGGACAGGACUACGUCAAGGCAGAUUCUUCGGCCAAGGAAAAGAAACCCUCCACCGACAAAUCAACCGUUUUCAACGGUUUAAGCAAGGGCGAGCAUAGGUUUCCCUUUAGGAUAAAAAUACCAAGAGGCAAGGGAAUGUUGAGUUCUAUAAAAUUUGAGAGAGGCUCGAUUACAUAUUUCCUCACGUGCGCCUUGGAGUCUCUCGAUAAAAUCAACGCAUUAAAGAAGCCGGAAGCAAAAUGUGAACACGAGUUUUCAGUGGUAGUGCCGUUGGACGUAUCGAGACUGCCCAAGCCAAAGACCAAAACAGUCGUGCUGCAGUCGGCAUCCAUGGUACAAAAUAGAAGAGGGAAAUCCACAGAGGACGGUUCUUCUUCAUACACGCAACUAACUCAAAAGUCUAACGCUUCCAAUUCCUCCGGCAGUUCUGUAAACUCCAAAACAUCACCUCUACCAAAUAAAACAGUAACUAUAUCCGUGGACAUACCCCAAGCUGGGUUCAUGAUUGGCGAGAUCGUCCCUAUAGACGUGAGGAUUGACCACUACAAACCUUUCUAUGCUCCUGCGGGGCUCACCACCACUUUAGUCAGAAUAUGUAGAGUGGGCGGUGCAGGCAAAGAUGACCCCAUGGAAACUUUCAGGAAGGAUAUCUGCCAAAGUAUCUCCCCCAUAUACAUCAACCCUGAAACGUUGCAGUUUCAGUCUAGAGUCUAUCUGAAAGUUCCCCUAGAUGCAUUUUCCACGCUUACAACCGUGAAUAAAUUCUUCUCCUUUCAAUACUACAUCGAAGUCAUGGUCAAUUUAUCCAAGAAGAACGUGGUUUACACAGAAUCCAAUAGAAUAAUAGGAACCCCCAUCGAAGAACAAAACGGCUUGGGCGUGGAAAACAACAUCAACCGCAUUCAGAGGAAAAUGCUGCGUAUGGUAAAUCCGGAAACUUUGGAAAACGACUCCGAGGGCUAUGAAUCCAGUAUAUUCUUCAAAGAUAUGGUAAACGUGGAAAAGCUGAAGAGGCUAAGAAACGUCACGGGCAUGUCCAUAGAGACCGUCAUAGGAACAACAAGAUCUGAAGUGCAACAGUACGAAACAAACUUCCCUCGUGAAACCUUAACUACGGCUCCGCAGAGUCCAGCAUUGGAUUUAAGAGAUUGGCUAGCUCCAUUGAAUGCAUAUGCAGGUGAUGGUGUUCCUGUUCCAGAGUAUUCCCCAAAUGAUAAAGUUAACGUACCGUCGGAAGACAAACAAGAACUUGAACAGAAAAGACUGAAACAGUUAGAAAGUGAUCCCCCUCCUUGUGAUGACUAUUAG